This is a messenger RNA of Rasamsonia emersonii CBS 393.64, 552 nucleotides long. RefSeq lists its product as uncharacterized. NCBI's taxonomy places the organism in Eukaryota, Fungi, Ascomycota, Eurotiomycetes, Eurotiales, Trichocomaceae. Bases 1 to 552 code for a protein of 183 amino acids. The transcript is spliced from 2 exons. The record is from RefSeq and is a predicted model, not a curated record.
AUGCUAACAAACAAUGUACCCAGUGGCCGUCCGAAUACCCCCAGCUGCGGGCAAUCGUCGAGAGAUAUCCAUGAGCUGACGGCUCUGGGCGAGCGCUUCCUGCGUCUCGCCGCCGAAGCACUGUCACUGCCGCCCGAGACCUUUUUCUCGUUUCUGCCGGAGCAGCAUCGCCUGAAGCUUGCGCAUUAUCCGGCAGCGUCCAGCAGCAGCGCCCCAGCGCGGACGGAACAGGGAGUCGGCCCGCACAAGACUCGUCCGGCUGGUGGACGUUUCUGCUGCAGGCGUCGCCGCCCGACAUCAAAGGCUUGCAGGCCCUCAACCGCGACGGUCAGUGGAUCGACGUGCCCAAUAUCCCCGGGCGUCAGGGGCAGUUUGACCAAGGCCGAGGCCGUCGGCUCGUUGAAGGAGUAUUUUGCGACCCUGCUGAAUGACCAAGCCCUUCGUCGCAGUGAUCCCACUACUCCCACUUCUAAUACUACUAGCUCUGCGGCAGAAGAGGAGAUCGAUUCGCCGUUUCUCCGUGGAAAGUACGAUACUUGGGGCGAGUCGUAG